Molecule: messenger RNA, 945 nt
Organism: Engraulis encrasicolus (European anchovy)
Lineage: Eukaryota; Metazoa; Chordata; Actinopteri; Clupeiformes; Engraulidae
Product: E3 ubiquitin-protein ligase rnf213-alpha-like
Exons: 6
Biological process (GO): sprouting angiogenesis; negative regulation of non-canonical Wnt signaling pathway; ubiquitin-dependent protein catabolic process
Cellular component (GO): membrane; nucleolus; cytosol
Molecular function (GO): ATP hydrolysis activity; ubiquitin-protein transferase activity
Source: RefSeq, a predicted model, not a curated record
CUGCUCUGACCUGCACAUCACACAACUCAGACAGAAGAAAGGAUAGAGGAGUAGGAGAGGAGGGAGAGGGAGGAAAGGAGGAUGGCACAGAAGAGGAUGGUAGAGAAGAAGAUGGCGUCCAUCUUCUGGACUCUUCUACUACUGCUCAUCGGCCCAAGUCAGCAACAAGAUAUCAGUUUGGGACGCAGCGGUGCCCAGUGUGCAUGGAUGACCUCCGGGAGCCUGUGGCGCUGCCCUGUGAUCACAUGUUCUGCCUGGUCUGCGCAAAACAGUCCGUGGGGACUGGAACUAUGUACUGCCCCCUUUGCAAGCAGCCUGUGCCUGAUAACUACCGAAUUCAGCCUUCAGAGGAGAAACAGGCUCUGAUCUCUUGUUACAGCCACUUCAGGCAGCGCUGCAAUGCCUUCUUCAUUGCUCUGGUGUCCAGUGGGUGUUUCCGCCAUGACACUCCACCCAGCCGAGAGGUCAUUUGCCACCUCCUCUCAUUCCUCAUGGCGGACGCAGGGACAAUAACCACCACAAGUAAUAAGAGUGGCAUGCUGACGAAGGCUCUGUCUCCGUUUGAUGACGAAGUGGACAAGAACCCAGUAGUCCGCUCAGUGAUACUCAAACUUCUCCUGAAAUACAGUUUUGAAGAUGUGAAGGAGCACCUGCAGCAGCACCUGAUGGAUGUUGAGCACAGCAAGCUACUGGAGGAGUCUGACAAAUCAGAGCUUUACUCACUCUACAUCCACUGCUUUGAGGACUCCAUGUUUGAACAUAUGCAGUGGAAUUCAGAGAGAGAGAAGAAUGUAUGUCUUCAGGAGGAGGGUUCUUUCCUGCGCUACUUCCUCCAUGCACGGCCAGCAGACACUAUCACCAUUGAGAUACUGCAACAGCUUGCUCGCAUACGCCUCGCACUGGACACCGCAGGAGAACUCAUCACUCGUGCAUACACACCUACUG